Messenger RNA from Thyridium curvatum, 621 nucleotides. RefSeq lists its product as uncharacterized. The transcript is spliced from 2 exons. Gene Ontology annotation, biological process: intracellular sterol transport. The record is from RefSeq and is a predicted model, not a curated record. NCBI's taxonomy places the organism in Eukaryota, Fungi, Ascomycota, Sordariomycetes, Thyridiales, Thyridiaceae. Gene Ontology annotation, molecular function: sterol binding. Bases 1 to 621 code for a protein of 206 amino acids.
AUGAAGUACGGUAUCGCCAUCGCCGCUCUGCUCUCCACGGCCCAGGGCCUGAGCUUCUUUGGCAACGAUGCUGUCACAGCCAACGAGGACUUGAAGGUGCCGGGUGACUCUCCGCUCGAGCUCUGCGACAAAGAUCACAGCGACGACCUUGUCGAUAUCACGAGAGUCGACCUGCUACCUAACCCUCCCGAGGCGUAUGUAUCACCUCUUGGUAUCCUAGACAGGGUCAGAUCGUAUGUUGAUAUUGAUACUAACUUGUCCCUCCUUGAAUCUAGUGGCGCAGACCUCGUCAUCAAGGCUACCGGCACCGUCUUCGAGACCAUCGAGGAAGGCGCCUAUGUCAACCUCUCAGUCAAGUACGGCCUCAUCCGCCUUAUCAGCACGACGGCCGACCUCUGCGAGCAGAUCCAGAAUGUGGACCUCAAGUGCCCCAUCGAGAAGGGCAUUCUCUCCAUAACCAAGUCGGUCGAGCUGCCCAAGGAGAUCCCUCCUGGAAAAUACACCGUCCUUGCCGAUGUUUACGACAAGGACGACAAACCCAUCACUUGCUUGACCGCCCAAGUCGUCUUUGGCCGCAAGGACAAGAGCGCCAAGUCCACUCCUCUUGAGAUUGAGCUGUAG